AUGUCGUGUGCAUUUCGGCAUCCUUGCCCCCUUCCCCCCGACUCCCCCCUCCCCUCGCUUCCCUCCUUCAGGAUCUUCUGGGUGAUCCUGCUUCCGUCCCCCCUCCCUCCCAUCCAGGAUCUUUUGGGCGAUCCUGCGUCCGUCCCUCCUCCCUCCCACGUGGAAGCAGGGUGUGUGCUGCUCACGAUAGCAGGGGGGGCGAUGGAGAGGAGUGGGAAAGCACCGCUGCUGCUUGAAGGGAACGGGUGGGUGCCUCGGAAAGAAGAGGUGACAGCCAAGCCUAUUGGACAGGUUUGGGCCGAAGCGGAGGCAGAGCUAGGGUUGGUGGGUGGGGGAGGAGGGAGGGGAGGAGGGAGAGGAGGGAGGGGGAAGGGGAAGAAAAAGGCAGGAGGGAGAGGAGAGGUAGGGAUGGGGGGAAUGGGGAUGCAUGGAGGUGUGGGGAUGGGAGGUGGGGUGGCAAUGGGUGGGGUGAGAAUGGGAGGGGUGGGAAUGGGAGGGAUGGGAAUGGGAGGGAUGGGAAUGGGAGGUGUGGGAAUGGGAGGCAUGGGAAUGGGAGGGAUGGGAAUGGGAGGGAUGGGGAUGCAGGGAGGUGUGGGGAUGGGAGGAGGGGUGGGGAUGGGAGGGAUGGGGUGGCAUGGAGGUGUUGGGGUAGCAGGAAGCGCAGGAAUUCAUGCCACACUGCCACCGCCAGCAGCCGUAGUGUCUUCCCCAGUUGUACCUUCCCCAGUUGUACCAUCCCCACAACCAGCAGCACCCAUAGCAGCAGCAGCAGGAGCGGCAGGCAUGGACAGGGAAACCCAGCUCGCAAUAGCCAUCCUAAAGUCUCUCAUCCAAGGACUCAGCACACUGCAAACCAGCAUUCCUGCAACACAAGGGCCCAACCUUGUGUCCUUCGGCUCAAACCCUGUAACCCAAGGUUCAAACCCUCCAGCAGGUUCAAUCCCACCAGCAGGUUCAAACCCACCAGCCACAGCAGCAGACACUACUCUCCUGCAGCAGUUCGGGCCGAACCUCAGCAGCACCAAGCCGGAGGUAUCACGUGUGAUCUAUGCGGGGGUGGUAACAGCACAGCAGGCUCUGGGUUCCCAUCCCCCUCGCGACUAUGCUGCUCGUUCGCCGGCGCAACCAGCCAGCCAAUCGCAGCAGAUGCUCGUACCCAUUGGCCAAUCAGCUCGCGCCGUUCUCGAGUCAGUGGCGCUGCUACUUGACAGCCUGGCGACAAGAAAAGCUCUGCCCGACGGAUCGCUGACAAGUGGCGCGUUGUCAUUCGCUCGACUGAUUGGGAGAGGCAGCACCAGUCACAGGAGGUCAGAUGGGGUUCGGGGUGGUUCAGGAGGCAUGCGAAAGGGUUGUAUGCGGUUCCUACAGGCGUGUGCUACUGCUGGCUGCCUUGGUGGGAGUCAGAGCAUUAGUCGGGCGAAAGUUUAUGAGAAUAAUUAA
This is a messenger RNA of Closterium sp. Naga37s-1, 1440 nucleotides long. NCBI's taxonomy places the organism in Eukaryota, Viridiplantae, Streptophyta, Zygnematophyceae, Desmidiales, Closteriaceae. The record is from the annotation of a GenBank genome assembly.